AUGUCCUCCGCCGACGAGCUCUUCCACAACGGUCAGAUCCGGCCAAUGCGGCUCACGUCCUUCCUGCUCAGCCCGCAGGCGCUCCCGCCUCUCGACGGAGACGUCCCCCCGCCACCGCAGCCGCCGCCUUCGGAGCAGCCGCCGCCGCACGAGCGCGGCCGUCUCCGCCGGAGCCCGCCCGUGCACCGCCGGUACCGCUCCCUCUCCCCGUUCCGCGCCCGCUGGCUAUCGCCGUCGUCGUCGCCUGCCCCGGCGGCGAAGUCCGUGGAGCCAGCGGCGGCGGGCGAGGCCGAGGCGGCCCCGUCGGCGUCGCGGUCGUCGUCGUCCUCCUCGACGGCGUCCUCUGCUUCCUCCUCCUCGUCGUCAAGAAGCUACUACCGCAGGUGGGGUUUCUUGAAGGACAUCCUCCACCGGAGCAAGUCCGACGGCGGCGAGCGCCCACCUCUCCCCUCCAACCCGUCGCCUCCGCCGCCGCCGGCGGCGCCCAAGAGGAACCCCUCCCCGUCGUCCCCGGCGGCGGCAUCACGAGGCCGCGGGAGGGCGAGGAGGUCGGCGCAUGCGCGGCUGUACGAGGCCCGGCGCGCAGAGGCGGAGGAGAUGCGGCGGCGCACGUUCCUGCCAUACCGGCAGGGCGGCCUCCUCCUCGGCUGCCUCGGGCUCGGUUCCCGCGGCUUUGGCGCCAUGCACGGCCUCGCCGCCGCGGCCGCGGCCGGCAAGGCCAGACCGUGA
Miscanthus lutarioriparius is the source of this 729-nucleotide messenger RNA. The record is from the annotation of a GenBank genome assembly. Lineage: Eukaryota; Viridiplantae; Streptophyta; Magnoliopsida; Poales; Poaceae.